UGUCCCUCCUCCCUUCAUCAUUAGUGACAACUGAGAGACGAGUCGGGGGCUUAUUUUAGUCUUCUUGGACUCACCCAAACGGACCCAGAACAGUUCUCCUUGUGUCUCUGACAGCAGCAGUGAAGCCAUGGAUGAUGUCUACAAAGCAGCGGUGGAGAACCUGACGGAGGAGCAGAAAAAUGAGUUCAAGGCGGCCUUUGACAUCUUCAUCCAGGACGCUGAGGAUGGCUGCAUCAGCACCAAGGAGCUGGGGAAGGUGAUGAGGAUGCUGGGCCAGAACCCCACCCCGGAGGAGCUGCAGGAGAUGAUUGAUGAGGUGGAUGAGGACGGCAGCGGCACCGUGGACUUUGAUGAGUUCCUGGUGAUGAUGGUGCGCUGCAUGAAGGAGGAGAGCAAAGGAAAGUCGGAGGAGGAACUGGCUGAACUGUUCCGCAUGUUUGACAAGAACGGAGACGGCUACAUCGACCUGGAGGAGCUGAAAGCCAUGCUGGAGUCCACCGGAGAGGCCAUCACUGAGGAUGACAUCGAAGAGCUGAUGAAGGACGGAGACAAAAACAACGAUGGCAAAAUCGAUUAUGAUGAAUUCCUGGAGUUCAUGAAAGGUGUUGAGUGAAGGUUCUGCUGCUGUGGCGUCAUCAUCCUCAUAUUUAUUCAUGUUACCACUAAGAAACUUCUCACCUUCUGAGGGGCAGUAAAGUGUUGUGUAAAAAGACUCUUUUCAAUAAAAGUAUUGCUAGAAUAUGA
Molecule: messenger RNA, 744 nt
Organism: Oryzias melastigma (Indian medaka)
Lineage: Eukaryota; Metazoa; Chordata; Actinopteri; Beloniformes; Adrianichthyidae
Product: troponin C, slow skeletal and cardiac muscles
Exons: 6
Coding region: 128-613 (161 amino acids)
Cellular component (GO): myosin II complex
Molecular function (GO): calcium ion binding
Source: RefSeq, a predicted model, not a curated record